GUGUCAAAGUAACCCUGCGGUUAUGUAGAAAAGAGUAUGUAAAAUGAGGUCGAGAGAUUUCGAAAAGUCUAGCUAGACUAGAGAAAACACAACAACUGGUUACCCAGUAUUUAAUAACUUAGAGUAUCCUCAGUUGUAGGGUAAAGAGCAACCUCGCCUGGUGGCUGCAGUUUGGCUGCAGAUCUGACUCACGUUAUCAUCCUCUGUCCAACGUCCGUUGAGUGCUGGGAAUUGCCGAUGUUGGCACACCAGGAAUUCCUCGUGAAAAAACAAAACAACACCCAUUGCUCGGUCAGUCUAGGAAAGUGUGUUGGACCAGACAGAUCGAACUAGUCUGACUUGUCAGUUACGAAUAGUCGGAAACUAAUUGGACUUUCCCGUCACGAACCCGUUUCAACAUUUCAUUCGUGCAGCUGUUUUAAUUUUCUGGCUCGGCGUUGAAAAAAAUUUUAGCUUUCAAUCACAAUAGAGAAGACCACUGAGCAAGAAUGGAUUUCUUCCGUUCGGGUUUAAAAAGUUUCGGCCUAGGUGGCUUUAGAAUGGAUGACAGUACGGCGAAUUUGGUCGCAAAUUUUGCCAGCGGAGGGCUCGGCAUGGCCCUCGACCAAAUCUCCCGGACCGCUUUGCCUAGUCGUCGGAAGGAUCCACCCCCACCAAGACCUCCCUGUCCCUUCAAAGUGUUGGGCGAAAAAGGUACAGGAAUCAAAGGUCGCACCACCGUGCAAGAUUUUGUUCAAUUACGGGACAGCUGCUUAGAAAAUGGAACCCUAUUUGAGGAUCCUUCUUUCCCGGCGGAGGAUUCUUCCAUCUACUAUAGCCGACGAUCUGCUCGUAAUUUUGAAUGGUUGAGGCCCACGGAUAUUGUCGGAGAUCCUCAACUCUUCGUUGAGGGAGCUUCUCGAUUUGAUGUGCAACAAGGCGAAUUGGGUGAUUGCUGGCUACUUGCUGCUAUGGCCAGUUUAACUCUCAACGAACGACUGUUUCAUCAAGUUGUUCCUGAAGAUCAAAGUUUUACCGAUAAUUAUGCUGGAAUUUUUCAUUUUCGGAUUUGGCAGUACGGAAGUUGGGUCGAUGUGGUGGUAGACGACCGCUUGCCAACAUGUGACGGAAAACUGGUCUUUUUGCAGUCACACACCAAAAAUGAAUUUUGGAGCGCUCUAUUGGAAAAAGCAUAUGCCAAGCUCCAUGGUGGCUACGAAGCCCUCAAAGGCGGAACUACAUGCGAGGCCAUGGAAGAUUUUACUGGGGGUGUGAGUGAAAUGUACGAACUCAAUCAAUCUCCCCCGAAUCUGUUCAAGAUUCUACUGAAAGCUCACGAGCGCUCAUCACUAAUGAGUUGCGCAAUCGAGCCGGAUCCCGAUCAAUUGGAAGCUGAAACUCCGAUGGGGUUGAUCAAAGGACACGCUUACAGUAUUACAAGCGUCAAAAUGAUGGAUAUCCGCACCCCUCGAAUGUCUGGACAGAUUCCCAUGAUUCGUAUUCGAAAUCCUUGGGGAAAUGAAGCCGAGUGGAAAGGCGCAUGGAGCGAUCAAUCUCCUGAGUGGCAGUUUAUUCCGGCGGAAGAAAAAGAAGAGGUUGGUCUGACUUUCGAUCGAGACGGAGAGUUUUGGAUGUCUUUCCGCGAUUUUUCAGCCCAUUAUUCUCGCCUGGAAAUCGUGAAUUUGAAUGCUGACUCGCUGGAAGAGGAGGAAUUGUCCGGUAACCAAUCCAAACGUUGGUCUGCAAAUGAAUUCGCUGGAAACUGGGUAAAGGGAGCAUCUGCUGGCGGCUGCAGGAAUCAUUUAGCCACUUUUCAUCUGAAUCCACAGUACCGCAUUACUUUGGAGGAUCCCGAUGACGACGAUAACGACGAUAAAUGCACGGUGAUUGUGGCAUUGAUGCAGAAGAACCGCAGAGCUCAGCGGAAAAUUGGUCUAGAUUGCCUCACAAUUGGAUUCACCAUUUAUCUUCUGAAAAAUCCGGAUACGGCGCCAAAACCCCUAGACAAUAAAUUUUUCAAGUAUAACGCGUCUGUCGCCCGUUCACCAUCUUUUAUCAAUCUCCGUGAAGUCAGCUGUCGCUUCAAGCUUCCACCGGGUGUUUACGCCAUUAUACCGUCCACUUUCGAACCAAAUGAAGAGGGAGAAUUCAUUUUGCGAGUCUUCUCCGAAAAGAAGAAUAACAUGGAGGAGAACGACGAAGAAGUGGAUAUCGGCGAAGCAGACGAACAAGGUAAAACUGGCCGGAAGCACAACGAUGGCAAAUACUUUUAUCACGUAAAAAGUAAUGAUACUUUUGACGACUCCAGUGACGUCGUCCAGCUCUUCCGUCGUGUUUCCGGAGUUGACAUGGAGAUUGAUUGGGUUGAACUGCAAAACGUUCUUAAUACUUCCUUCCAGCGUGAAUCUUCAGAGGAGUUCGCGUUCGAGGGAUUCAGCAAAGACGUCUGCCGCAGCAUGAUCGCCAUGUUAGACUCGGACCAUUCAGGAAAACUUGGCUUCGAAGAGUUCAAAAAAUUAUGGUCUGACAUUCAAACAUGGAAGAACACAUUUAAACUAUACGAUCGUGAUCAUAGCAACACACUUAGCACCUUGGAGUUGCGUUCCGCCCUUCAUGCAGUUGGCUAUCGCCUCAACUAUCACGUACUAAACGCACUCGUUUUGCGUUAUGGCAACCGGCAAGGCACUCUGGCAUUUGAUGAUUUUAUUAUGUGUGCCAUCAAAAUGAAAUCAAUGAUUGAGGCUUUCAAAGAGCGGGAUCCUUACAACACCAAACGCGCAACCUUUACACUCGACGAAUGGAUUGACAAGACUCUAUAUUGUUAGAUCUAUUAAUAUUUAUAUUGUUGUGGACAUUUACCGAACAUUUUUCGGACUAAUUAGCAUCAAGCUAUCCACGUUUGUUGAGCUUUAGAACACUUCCAUUAGCUUGUUUUUCAUCUCUUUUUACAUCCAAUUUUCGAUCAACAUAUACAGUACAUGCAUUUAAAGAUGCCGAAAGAGUAAAUUUUGCUUCCCAUUGAAGUUGAUUUGCAUGCUGCUUGUAUCUUUUUGCCUCGCCAUUUUGAUUCAUUUUGUCGUUGCUUUUGAACGUUUAAGAUGUUCAAUAAGAAGACUCCUAUCUAAAGAAAAUGGUUUCAAUCUACGCUGCCUCUUAAACCUAAAUGGAAUGGGACUUUUUCUCAUAUUCUGAACAAUAUACAUCCUAUUAAAUAAUA
This is a messenger RNA of Daphnia pulicaria, 3196 nucleotides long. RefSeq names its product calpain-A-like. Gene Ontology annotation, biological process: proteolysis. Bases 489 to 2804 code for a protein of 771 amino acids. The record is from RefSeq and is a predicted model, not a curated record. Gene Ontology annotation, cellular component: cytoplasm. The transcript is spliced from 18 exons. Gene Ontology annotation, molecular function: calcium-dependent cysteine-type endopeptidase activity; calcium ion binding. NCBI's taxonomy places the organism in Eukaryota, Metazoa, Arthropoda, Branchiopoda, Diplostraca, Daphniidae.